Molecule: messenger RNA, 1428 nt
Organism: Puccinia graminis f. sp. tritici CRL 75-36-700-3
Lineage: Eukaryota; Fungi; Basidiomycota; Pucciniomycetes; Pucciniales; Pucciniaceae
Exons: 6
Coding region: 137-742 (201 amino acids)
Source: RefSeq, a predicted model, not a curated record
AUGGAUGAACUAAUUUGCCCCAAGAAAACUUUACAAGACGAGCCACCACAGCGAAAGCGAUCCGGAAGACACCACUCACAGAACCUCGCUCGGCCUCUCUUUCAGUUGUUGACAAUUCUUACACACAUACGUGACGAUGGCCACGACCAACGGUGAAGAUGCACAGGAAAUCGAGAACAUCCUCAAGGGCGAAGAAUCCCUCUUGACUCGGGAACAAGAAGUCGAACGAGUGGUUGCAGCGUUCAAGUUAAACCCGUACGAGAUCCUGGACUUAGACAUGACCAAUCCGACGGCGAUUACCGAGUCGGUGAUCCGAAAGACUUAUCGCCAAAAAUCGCUGCUCAUCCAUCCCGAUAAACUCUCCCAUCCUCGCGGCGUCGAAGCGUUCGACUUGCUCAAGAAAGCCGAAGGGUUCUUGUUGGAUCCCGAGAAACGAAAGGGAUUAGACGAGACUAUCAAGGAUGCACGGAUGCUCACCCUGCGCAGACUCAAUCUGCCCGACUCGACCCCCGACGAACACGAGAAACUGGCCAAGCUCGUGCCCUCGUUCCAAUUCCGGGUGGGCUUGAAAACCAAAGAAAUCAUCAUCGAAGAGGAGCUGAGAGUCCGAAGGGCGAGGAAAAUGACGAUGAUUGCCGAAGGUACGGAGGCUAAACGACAGGAGGAUGCGAUCCCUAAGAGGAAACCGAGAGUUGAGAGAGAAGAAGAGGUGGGAAGAAACAAGGGAAGAAAGGGUGACUGAUUGGCGUAGUUUCCAGAAGGGUGAAGGCUCAGGCAAGAAGAAAAAGAAACAGAAAUUACAAGUCUUAGGGUAACCACCAAAACAAAAAAAAAACGAACCCCCUUUUUUCUUUCUCUUUAGAUUCAACUUUGGUUUGGUUUUCGGUUAUGUAUGUGUAUACCCAUAAUGAUAGAAAAGAGUCUUAUGAUUAGAAGUCUUCUAGGUCCACUUUUUUCUUUUUUUUUGGUCUGAAUCUUACACAAUUCUAGGUGUGUUUUUUGUGUGUUUGUGGGUGUACAUAGUUGUUGUUGUACCAUGUAUACAACCCUCCUCUCGCUCGCUCUCUCUCUCUCUUUCCUUUACAUACUUCUUUUUUUUGUAUAACUUGUUCUCCAUUUGUCUUUCUGAUCUUCCAUUAAUCUCUUCCUCUCUUUCUCUCUUUGUCAUCUCCUCGACUGUGAAUGAAUGACCAACAAAACCACAUCCUUUAUUAACCUUCCCCCCCCCUUCCCUUCUUUUUGGAAAAACAAAACAGAUUGUAAACAGUGUGUGGUUGUACAUCAUGCAUCACCAAAUUCCAAUAAGGCAAGAAAAAAAAGGGCAGCUUUUUUCCCUUGAUGCUUGCUGAGUUGUCUUUCUUUUCCUCCCUCUCCAAAUAUUAAGCAUGCAGUUGACCAAGCAAGAACAUAGCCUUUGUUUGAAUUUAA